CCCACACACACACACACACAAACACACUGCUAGUUCAAAGCACAUUUCAUUGCCUUCUAACCAGUAGCCUUUCAGUUUUAUUGCUGUGUCUGUAAUUUUAAUACUUCGACAGACAUUAGCGCUUUUGUACCUGAAGAGUGUGUGAACCCUGAGGCAACUUUAUCCAGGCUGCGACCAAGACUCGCAUUCUUCUCUUACCUGGUGGCCUUCACUUACAGUGUGUGAUGGGAUCUUUUCGGCGUCCUCGCUUUAUGAGCUCACCAGUGCUGUCAGACGUGGCCCGCUUUCACGCAAGUUCACCAUCCCUACAACUCUCCACUGCAAGUAUCUGGAAUAGUGUCCAAUCUGCUGUCAUCAAAGUAUUUCAAGGAGGAGGGCUACAGACCAGUGAGCUGUACAGUCUGAAUGAAAGCAUCAGGUGGCUUCAAAAGACAGAACUUGGCUCCUUCAUUACAGAAUACUUUCAGGAUCAGCUCUUGAACAAAGGCCUGGCACAUAUAUUGGAGAAAAUUCAGCUUCAUGAGGAAGAAAACUGUCUCCAGGCUCUGUCUGAAAUGUGGGUAACAUAUUUCACAGAGAUCCUGCCAACUCUUCAAGCCAUAUUCUAUCCUGUGCAGGGUCAGGAGCUAACUGUGAGACAGAUGGCUCUGCUGGGUUUUAGGGACCAGGUCUUGUUGAAGCUUUCCCUAGAGAACAUUCUGAAUACCACUUCAUACCCUCCUGCCAUAGUACAGAUGCUGCUCAUACUACAGAUCUACAUAUUUAAUGUCUGCAGGCUUUUUUUUUUUUUAACACAGGGCAUUCAUGAGUCUAGUGGGCCGAGUAAAGAAUACUACCUUCUAGAACGACUAGUGGAUAUGGUGAUUAAACCUUACCUGAGUAACUACCUCCACAUGAGCCACAGGGACUCCACUUCAGAGUGUCAUUUGGAAAAGUCCAGUUUGGAGACUGCACCUCGCUUUGGCCAGCCAGAGAUCACAAUCACACACUUUGCUGCAGAAUCGCUGCUGACGCCUCUUGUGGAGCAGGAAGGUGAGGCAUAUCUGGAGAGGACUGCUGGAAUACGGCGCCACACGGUCGCCAAUGUUCAUUCAGACAUCCAGUUUCUCUCCAUGACAAACAGAACCGAUUGUUGUGAUAAUGGCCAGGUGACAAAAGCAAAGAGAACUGCUUCUCCCAGGCCUUUCUCCAGUCAUCUUGUAUUCCUGGACUCUCAGUCAACUACAACAAAAUCACAGAUAUGCCAGAACACUGAAAUGAGUUGAAAACUGUUCUGUAAGAAUCAUAAUAUAGUCCAAUCCUAGAACUGUCGUUAUUUCAAGUAUUUACACUGAUUACAUUAGUGGAGUCAUAUGGAUUAUCACAGCAGUUAAUGUGCAGUAUGAGCCAAUUUGACUACUUAAAUUGUUCAGCAGCAUUCCACUUCCUCAUAAUCAGCCAGUGGGGUUGUGCACAAUCUGUGAAGUUGAUUACAUGGCUAUUUGUGUACUAGUUUUUGGUUAUAAAUUUACACAAGUAAUAAUUUAUUAGGUGUACACGAAAUAUUACUUAAUUGUGACCUGUAGAAAUUUUUACCUAUGUUGGAAGACAGUCUACUUACAACUUCUUGCCACAGUUUCUCAUAUACAAAGCCUUUUGUGUACAUGAACAGCUGUAAUGCUUACUUGGAAACUACAUUAUUGUUUGGUUGAAUGCUUAAAGCACAAGGGAGAGGAGUUUCAAGAAACCUAUAAUUAGCUGAGUCGUGUCCUGUGCUGUGCUCUAAGAGGCAUGCUCAUUUUCUGCUGUAGAAGUGGCAAAGCUAUGUGGAAUUUCAGCUCUGCUGAGCUAACACUGUUUACACAGAUGCAGUAUUAGGCAAAAUCUUUGAGCUUUCAGCUGUUUGGGAUUAUGGACUUGACUACACUGUGUGACACUUUCUUGUUUUGAGCCAUUUUAGUAUGUACUGUACAAUUUGUUAAUAGUGGAGUUGCUGAUGUAUUGAUCUAAGGAGUAAUUUAUUUCAUGAAAUAUUUUGUCUUAAUUAUAAUUUCAGUUUGAAUGUUAUGACAAAUAUUGUGUUUAUCAAUGUGCAGUGUUGUAUAUAUUUCUAGUAAUAAAGUGUUACCUUGUGUA
Molecule: messenger RNA, 2115 nt
Organism: Ictalurus punctatus (channel catfish)
Lineage: Eukaryota; Metazoa; Chordata; Actinopteri; Siluriformes; Ictaluridae
Gene: prr5l
Product: proline rich 5 like
Exons: 9
Coding region: 225-1265 (346 amino acids)
Biological process (GO): TORC2 signaling
Cellular component (GO): TORC2 complex
Source: RefSeq, a predicted model, not a curated record